Monodelphis domestica (gray short-tailed opossum) is the source of this 2408-nucleotide messenger RNA. It is a transcript of the gene LUZP2, whose product is annotated as leucine zipper protein 2. Lineage: Eukaryota; Metazoa; Chordata; Mammalia; Didelphimorphia; Didelphidae. The record is from RefSeq and is a predicted model, not a curated record.
GCAAGAGAGGCUAUUAUCAACAAGGAUUCUGUCAUGCCAAGUUUCUCUCCUUCUGGAGUAGCCAAAAUUCUCUUGGACUUACAGCUGAUGCCCUUUCUCUCUGCAUUUCAGGCGGGGGUGUGUGGCUGGGGGUGGGGUGGGGGAGAAAGAAUGAAAGAAAGAAGUUAUUUUGGAGAAGGGGAACACUUUUAUGUCUACCUGAAGAGUUUUAACGGGAGACAAAAGCAGGGGACUAAACUCAGACUACUAAACUCUGCCAGCUGGUGGUGAGGUUAGCUUUGUUGGAGGUUAGGUGACAAUCAGAAAGCUGAGGGAAGAAAAGAAGAGCUCUUAAUUACCUUAAACGGUCUUUGCCGCUUCUUCUAGCAAGAGAAAAGCUUGGAUAAGGCUUGAAUGGGGCAUGAUGCAUUUUAGACAGCUGAUAUUCUCCCACAAGGCUUAUCUCUUCAAUUUCUAAUGACAAUUGCCUUUUUAAAUCCCCACUCAACAGUCUAGCCCCAGUACAUGCGGUUUCAAUCGGUUGCUUGAAACCUGUCUGUUACUUUAAACAGUGCCUACUCCUUCCUCCCCAGUGGAGCUCAGCUCACCUUCUGCCAAGUGAUGCUGAUUUAAUUAGCUGGAGCAUUGCUUUGAGCAGAGUUGCAGGCUUGGGACCUCCGUGCCAGGUGCCGCCCGUGGUCCUUGCGCUCUAUCUCCCUGGUCGCCGCUUAAACUGCUAGUAAUAACAAAUCCUUCAGGACAUCAAUAGAGUCGCCGCUUUGCUGGAGGCUGGCAGGCUAUUCGGCAGGAGGCUUGCAGAGGCAGCCUCGUUGCCUGUGACAUCACUCCUUGGAGCUCAGCCCCCCAUUUGAAGCUCCCUUCCUUAGGCAGUCUGUAGGUCCGUCUGCCUGCCUGCUUUCUAGAUCUGAAAACCUUCGUGGAAAAGAAUUGUCUUCUUUCAGCAAGCCAGGCUUGGCAAAUCAGAGAAUCAGAAAGAGAGAGAGAGAGCCUGAGAGAGCGGAGAAGAGGCAAGAAGAAGGGAGAGGGCGAAAGAGAAAUAGAAGGAAGAACAUAAGGGACUAGGCUACAGAAUGAAAUUCAUCACCGCAUUCUACUUGUUUUCUCUCUUCCCGGCGCUGGUCAUCAGCACCAGACAGGGCUAUGAGGAGCUGGAGAGGCAACUGAAAGAAGUCUUCAAGGAGAGAAGUAAUAUCCUCAGACAGCUGUCAAAGACUUCCAGAGAACUUGAUGGAAUUAAAGUAAACCUGCAGUCUUUGAAAAAUGAUGAGGCGUCAGCCAAGAGUGAUGUUCAGAAGCUUCUGGAAUUAGGCAAAAAGCAAAGGGAAGAAAUGAAGUCUCUCCAGGAGGCCUUUCAAAAGCAACUUAAUGAGGCAGCUGAGAAAGCAGAGAAGCAGCAGGCUACAAUUAAUUUUUUAAAGACUGAAAUGGAAAGAAAAAGUAAAAUGAUCCGAGAUCUCCAAAAUGAGAAUAAAAGCUUGAAAAACAAGCUGCUGUCAGGAAACAAGUUAUGUGGAAUCCAUGCUGAAGAGUCCAAAAAGAUCCAAGCCCAAUUGAAGGAACUACGUUAUGGGAAAAAGGACUUGAUUUUCAAGGCACAACAGCUCACAGAUUUGGAACAAAAAUUAGCAGUUGCUAAAGAUGAGUUGGAGAAAGCAGCUCUUGACAAGGAGUCCCAGUUGAAAGCUCUGAAGGAGACUGUCCAACUCUGUCUGACUUCGGUUCUGCGCAAUCAACCUCCAGCUAUGAGCCUAAUCCCCUCCAAAGUAACUGAGAGGAAGCUGCCAUCACCCAGUACAAAUAACUCAAAAGUUCCAGCUGCUGUGACAAGUAAAAAGGUUCAACCAACUGCCCUGGGUGAUAAAAAGAUCCUUCAAGUUGAGUUGCCAGAAGAAGAAAAGCCAAGUAGCAAGUGUGAUUCUCCAGAUGGCGGCAAGAUCUGUGCCCUGAAUCACAACUCUACUAACGUGAACAACAAGACCACAGAACUGGAUCCCGUCUUGCAGAAGCUGCAUACUUCUCCUCAGACUAAGCUGGAGGCCCCAAAAUCAGAUGAGGAAAACCAGAAGACUUCCAAAGGCAUCAUAAAUACAGAAGAAAAGACACUGUAGGCUUCCGGAAGCUGUGUUGCAAAUGCCAUUUGCUAGUGUCUUCACAUUAUUUUUAGUCCAAAGGCAUGACAAGAGUACUAAGUUUCUAGAGCAUGCAUCUUUUCCACUAUUUUCUGUAUGUUUGUAAAGUAGCUGACAGAAUUUCCAAAAUCCAACAUGCCAUUUAUUAUCCUUUAGCAAUAAUCUAUUUGAAAUCGAUAUUCACAGAAAUGCUUUUGUAAUUGAGUCCAGUUUUUUAAGACAUUAUGCUGUCUGGAUCAGUAACUUGCUUAUUAUAAAAUAGUCAGUUUUGUACACUAA